AUGAGCUCCCUACGCGUCCUAGACCUCAUCAAGCCCUUCUCCGCGUUCCUGCCAGAGAUCGUCUCGCCAGAACGCAAGGUGCCCUUCAACCAGAAGCUGGGAUGGACGGCCGUCACGCUCCUCAUCUUCCUGGUCAUGUCCCAGGUGCCUCUGUACGGAAUCGUGUCGUCAGAUUCCUCGGACCCGCUCUAUGUUUUGCGGAUGAUUAUGGCCUCCAACAGAGGAACCCUCAUGGAGCUUGGAAUCACGCCUAUUAUCACGUCUGGCAUGUUCAUUCAGCUCCUGGCUGGCUCGCAACUCAUUGAUGUCAACCUCGACCUCAAGUCUGACCGCGAACUCUUCCAGACCAUGCAAAAGGUGCUGGCUCUCAUCAUCUCAAUUGGACAGGCUAUUGUGUAUGUCGCUUCUGGUACCUAUGGACAACCUGCAGAACUUGGAUGGGGUGUGUGCCUCUUGCUCUGCCUCCAACUCAUCACGGCCUCCAUGAUUGUCAUCUUGCUCGAUGAACUGCUCUCCAAGGGCUAUGGUCUGGGAUCUGGUAUCUCUCUUUUCAUUGCUACCAAUGUCUGUGAAGGCAUCAUCUGGAAAGCAUUUAGCCCAACAACUGUCAACACCGGCAAAGGCCCUCAAUUUGAGGGAGCCGUCAUUGCCUUCUUCCACCUCCUCUUUACGCGCAGCAACAAGCUUGGUGCCCUGAGAGAUGCCUUUUUCCGAUCCAAUCUGCCCAACUUGUCCAAUCUGGUUGCAACGGUGGCUGUCUUUGCCGCAGUCAUCUAUCUGCAGGGAUUCCGUGUCGAAAUCCCAGUCAAGUCUGCCAAAUUCCGUGGUCAGCGUGGUACUUUCCCCGUCAAGCUCUUCUACACGAGCAACAUGCCCAUCAUGCUCGAGUCUGCGUUGACGUCUAAUGUCUUUUUGGUUUCGCAGAUGCUUUACAACAAGUUUCCCAGCAACUUCUUCGUCAGCUUGCUUGGUGUCUGGGAAGGUGUCGAGGGCACCGGUCAGAUUCGUGCCACGUCUGGGCUCGCCUACUACAUGACUGCUCCUCUGUCGAUGAAAGAGGCCCUCCUUGAUCCCAUCCACACUGCUGUCUACGUUGUCUUUAUUGUCACUGCCUGUGCCACGUUCUCGAAGCUGUGGAUCGAGGUAUCUGGUUCCAGUCCUCGUGAUGUGGCCAAGCAGCUCAAGGAGCAGCAGAUGGUGAUGGCUGGUCACCGCGAGCAGUCUAUGUACAAGGAGCUCAAGCGCAUCAUCCCUACGGCAGCCUGGCUGUCUGGUGCUACGAUCGGAGCUCUGGCAAUCACCUCUGACUUGCUCGGUGCCCUGGGAUCUGGCACGGGUGUGCUUCUGUGCGUGACGAUUCUGUAUGGCCUGUUGGAAGCUGUUGCCAAGGAGAGCAACAGCAAUGUGGCCGGCAUGGCUGAUCUGCUGGGCCUGUAG
Messenger RNA from Protomyces lactucae-debilis, 1437 nucleotides. RefSeq names its product SecY subunit domain-containing protein. Gene Ontology annotation, molecular function: transmembrane protein transporter activity; signal sequence receptor activity; ribosome binding. The transcript has 3 exons. Gene Ontology annotation, biological process: SRP-dependent cotranslational protein targeting to membrane, translocation; post-translational protein targeting to membrane, translocation. The record is from RefSeq and is a predicted model, not a curated record. Lineage: Eukaryota; Fungi; Ascomycota; Taphrinomycetes; Taphrinales; Protomycetaceae. The coding region runs from base 1 to 1437 and encodes 478 amino acids. Gene Ontology annotation, cellular component: membrane; Sec61 translocon complex.